CAAAACUGCCAACCAAUAGAUGCAAUAACAGAAUAUAAAAAACUACGAGAGCGAAGUGGGCAACUCCAAUAGACCACAUUACUUAUGUAUCAGAUAUUUCCGCUUGGCUAAGCUGUAUUUCUAUUAUUUCUUUAAACUAUUCUUUCCUUGUUGACUCAUAGCCUCCAUGAGAUCCCAUUAAGAGAAAGUUUUGUUUAUUUGUACUUUUUUUCUCUUUUAUUUUAAUCGGAGUUGACAUUUGGAAUUUAUGAGAUUGCUAAUGGGAAUGGGAAAGAUUGCUGGGUUGCCGCUUUCAGACAACCUACUUGAUUAGUUUCCAAGAACUGAGGGAAAGAAGAAGCAGAAGAAGAAGAAGAAGAAGAUAUUGAUUUCUCUCCUUCUUCAUAUUGGUUGGAAGAUUGGCAAAUACCAAACUCUUAACUUUCUCUGUAAUUAUUAUUCUUAUUAUUUUUUUCUGUUUGCUGGAUGAAGAUGGUGUCUAGUGGUGAAAAACUGGUACUCCCAUCUCAUCUGCCCCAAAAUGGAAACGGUUCUUUGGACUCAGGCCAUGCCCGUCUUCAUGAGCUUGGUUACAAGCAGGAGCUCAAACGUGAUAUGUCGGUCAUUUCGAAUUUUGCCAUUUCGUUUUCAAUCAUAUCAGUGCUUACUGGUGUAACCACCCUUUAUAACAAUGGUCUAAGAUUUGGUGGUCCGGUUUCUAUUGUUUAUGGGUGGUUUAUAGCUGGUUCUUUCACCAUGAUAGUUGGGUUAUCCAUGGCUGAGAUUUGCUCAUCUUACCCAACUUCUGGUGGUCUCUACUAUUGGAGUGCCAAACUUGCCGGCCCAAAAUGGGCACCUUUUGCUUCAUGGUUGACUGGCUGGUUCAACAUUGUUGGUCAGUGGGCAGUCACAACAAGUAUAGAUUUCUCACUUGCGCAGCUGAUUGAAGUAAUCAUUCUCCUUAGCACAGGUGGAAAAAAUGGCGGUGGAUAUGAGGCCUCUAAGUAUACAAUUAUUGGUUUCCAUGGGGGAAUUUUGCUUUUACAUGCUAUCAUUAACAGUCUUCCUAUCUCAUUGUUAUCUUUCUUUGGACAGUUGGCUGCUGCAUGGAAUAUUGUUGGUGUUUUCGUACUCAUGAUUCUAAUUCCUUUGGUUGCAACUGAGAGAGCUAGUGCCAAGUUUGUUUUUACUCACUUCAACACUGAUAAUGGGGAAGGUAUCAGCAGCACAGUUUACAUUUUCGUUUUGGGGCUUUUAAUGAGUCAGUAUACCCUAACUGGGUAUGAUGCAUCUGCUCACAUGACAGAGGAAACCAAAAACGCUGAUCAAAAUGGCCCAAGAGGAAUAAUUAGUGCCAUUGGGAUAUCUAUUAUUGUUGGAUUCGGUUACAUACUUGGUAUCACCUUUGCUGUUACCAACAUCCCAUUCCUUCUGGAUGAAAAUAAUGAUGCUGGUGGCUAUGCCAUUGCUGAAAUAUUUUAUCUAGCAUUCAAGAAUAGAUAUGGCAGUGGAGUUGGGGGAAUUAUAUGCUUAGGAAUAGUUGGUGUUGCCAUAUUUUUCUGUGGUAUGAGUUCAGUUACUAGCAACUCCAGGAUGGCUUAUGCAUUCUCUAGAGAUGGUGCCAUGCCAUUUUCAUCGCUUUGGCAUAAAGUGAACAAGCAGGAAGUUCCCAUUAAUGCAGUUUGGCUGUCUGCUUUCAUAUCAUUUUGCAUGGCACUGACGUCUCUUGGAAGCAUAGUGGCAUUUAAUGCAAUGGUGUCUAUAGCUACAAUUGGACUGUACAUUGCUUAUGCCUUACCCAUCUUCUUCAGAGUGACUUUGGCACGCAAGUCAUUUGUCCCAGGACCCUUCAACUUGGGCCGCUAUGGAAUCCUUGUUGGUUGGGUUGCAGUUAUUUGGGUCGCAACAAUCUCAGUUCUCUUCUCACUGCCAGUUGCCUACCCAAUUACCAUUGAGACACUCAAUUAUACUCCUGUUGCAGUUGGUGGUUUGUUCAUUCUUACUGUUUCUUCUUGGAUCUUGAGAGCUCGGCACUGGUUUAGAGGUCCUAUUACCAACAUUGAUGCAUAAAAUUCUGUAUACAUUAAAAAAUUUCAUUCCUAAAAACAGCAGUAAAAUAUGGGGGAAAAAAAAAAUUUCCAUUUGUCUUCAAUCUCGAGAGUUCAGCUGGUUUAGAGGUUCUAUGAUCAGCAUUAAUACAUGAAGUUAUGUAUGUAUACAAUAUUUUCAUUGUUAGAAGCAUUAAUAUAAUAUAUAAUUUUAUUU
This is a messenger RNA of Ziziphus jujuba (common jujube), 2244 nucleotides long. Its product is annotated as amino-acid permease BAT1 homolog. Gene Ontology annotation, biological process: gamma-aminobutyric acid transport; transmembrane transport. Gene Ontology annotation, cellular component: membrane. The transcript has 8 exons. The record is from RefSeq and is a predicted model, not a curated record. NCBI's taxonomy places the organism in Eukaryota, Viridiplantae, Streptophyta, Magnoliopsida, Rosales, Rhamnaceae. Gene Ontology annotation, molecular function: gamma-aminobutyric acid transmembrane transporter activity; L-glutamate transmembrane transporter activity; L-alanine transmembrane transporter activity. Bases 466 to 2049 code for a protein of 527 amino acids.